Molecule: messenger RNA, 3607 nt
Organism: Gadus chalcogrammus (walleye pollock)
Lineage: Eukaryota; Metazoa; Chordata; Actinopteri; Gadiformes; Gadidae
Gene: mif4gdb
Product: MIF4G domain containing b
Exons: 7
Coding region: 378-1046 (222 amino acids)
Biological process (GO): regulation of translational initiation
Cellular component (GO): cytosol
Molecular function (GO): translation activator activity; protein binding; RNA binding
Source: RefSeq, a predicted model, not a curated record
AAAUGGGAAUUACACAAACACAGAAGUAAUCAUGUUUGUUCAUUUCUAUUGCUUUUUUAUUUUUCUUUAAUCAUUUUGUGUUGGUGGGGAGGUAAUUCAACUAUCAAUAGCUCUCAAAAGCUGAGCUUUAACCUAGACGUUUUUAUAUAAUUAACUAUUAUAAUAAACGAUUGAUAAGUGGAAAUAGAUGCGCAUGCGCACAUGGAAAGAAAACAGGAACUGGUUAUCCAGGGCAGAUGUGUUCGUUCUUAUACGAGGUUAACUGCUAUAAAAUAUUUCAUUGUGUCCCGGCUUGAAAUAUUGGAAAUCGAAGUGAGUGAUGGUUUAUAUAUUCACCCAUGCGUGAGAUAUCUGGAUUGUAAGUUGAUACCAAAAAAAUGGAAAUGUCCGCCAAAGAAGACUACAAGAUCCAGUCGUUUGACCCUGAAACUCAGAACCUUCUGAAAACAGCUCUCAAAGAACCAAGUUCAGUGGACCUGGAGAAGGUAGCUGAUGUUAUCGUGGAGCAAUCUCUGAAGGAUCAGGUGUUCAGCAAAGAAGCGGGCCGCAUCUGCUACACCAUUGUACAGGCAGAGGCCAAGCAGAGUAACGGCAGCGUGUUUCGGAGACGGCUUCUAACGCGCCUCCAGCAGGAGUUCAAGGUACGAGAGGAGACCAGAGCACACUCGCUGCAGGAGUGGGUGUGCUAUGUCACCUUCAUCUGCAACAUCUUUGACUACCUCAAGGUGAACAACAUGCCCAUGGUGGCUCUGGUGCAUCCUGUGUACGACUGUCUGCUGAGGCUGGCCCAGCCCGAUGCCCUGCUGAACGAGGAGGAGGUGGACUGCCUGGUACUGCAGCUGCACCGCAUCGGGGACCAGCUGGAACAGGUGAAUGGCCCGCGCAUGGACGAGCUCUUCUUCCUGCUGAGGGACGGCUUCCUGCUACAGGAGUCCAUCGGCUCCAUGGCCCGCCUGCUCCUGCUGGAGAUGCUGGAGUUCAGGGCGGGCGGCUGGAAGCUCAGCAGCACGGCCAACAAGUACUACUACAGCGAGCUGAGCGACUGAGGCGCCAGUGGGCCAAGAGUGCCCCAUUCAGCCAGCCAAUGCUAGAUUUGCAGCCACUCUGCGCCACGGCUAAUGGAGAGAGAAACACGAGAGGACCAGAGACUUCCUCGCUCUUGAUGACAUUUAGAGGAGAGACACAAAUGAUGAGAGUAGGAUAUAGAGAGUAAGACUUCUUCCACAGCUCCCUUUUCUUAGUCCAUGCUGUUUGGGACAAAGCUCAUUUGAUUGACAGCUACUCAUUCUGUUAAAUCAGAUAGAUGGCCGAAUUAGGAGUUACGAGUGCGGAUGUAAUGAGGUAGUGAAUCACAAUAUUUUGAAGGUAUCACAUGAAGGUAUGGAUUCCAGAGAAAAUGCAUUUCUUGAAAGCUGGUUCUAUCUUGUUCGCAGUCCAGUCUUGGUGAACGUUCCGAUUUUUCUCCUCCUUAUAUAAUAUAUUUUAAUUCCUUAAAUAGCUUUGAUAGACAUUCUAGGCAGCUAAAUCAGAAUGGGCUGGCUAUAUAUAUAUAUAAAAAAAAAUCAUUAUUAUAACAUUAUUUAGAUCACUAUCAAUCAGAGUUGAGCAUAUGUCCUGGUUACUUUAAGUUACUAGCUAGAUCUUAUGUUAUUGCAGCUUUAAAGGUUUGUGUUUGGUGGAACCUGUCUUAGUUUCCAUUGAACAAUGAUAAUUUACUAAAGUUACAGAUGUGCUAGAUAGCUUUCAAAAGGAGAUCUGUGUGUAGUAAGUUUUUACAUUUUCCUUGAAACCACAUACCUUUCUUACAAUAGCAAAUGCCUGAAAGAUUUUUUAUCUACUGUUUUUUUAAGUUAUUGAUUGUACAGAAUUUCUAAUCAAAACCAGCGGGAAAUCUAGCGAGAUGUCCUUAUUAGCAUUAUUUUGGUUAUAGAUUAUUCAGGGUUCAUAUUUGUCCUGUCAAAUCAAAGUGCCAACGUGAUCUACACAAAUGCAUUCAAUGCAGACAAUUAUAUUUAUUUAGGUGUCCAUAACUUAUCAAGAGAAUACAAAAAUCCUAAUAAAAUAGCUAUAGUAUUUUCUUGAUAUCUCACUUGCUCACUUACAUUUUUUAGUUUACUUCAUUGGUAUUGCUAUCAGAAGUGAUAAAAUGAUACAUUUUAACAAUGAAUGCGACGAGUCUUUUGCAGCUGGGUCUACAACUGUUUUCUCUUGCUAGGUGACAGCUUCUUCACUGACCAAAGUGAACAAUCAGACCAGUAACCAGCUACAUUUUGGGUUAGAACCAUUGAAAACAGGGAUCACUGUAAUAAGUGAAAGAUGUUUUAUUUAAUAAAACAUUUCUUUAGAUGUGUAAUUGAGUUUGUGAAUUUAAUUUGUUGAAUUUGAGGAUUAGCUUCAGUCCAAACUUUAGGGGUUAGGAAACCCUAUUAAAUGAUUUACAAUAAUACCUUAGCAUUAACGCAUGGUGGACACAAGUUGAUCUGUCAUUAACAUGUCAAGUAUACUAGGCCACUAACUAAAUGCUAAGUUUAUUGAUGUACCCUUAUUGUAGAACUUAGUUACUGAAUCAUUUAUAACGACUUCAUUUCAUUCAUUCAUUUUAUCAAGUCUCCUCGGGAGUAACCUUUCGAUAUUCCUUUCGAUAGCUUAUACAGACAGGGGACGCCACACCUCUCUGACCAGAGCAGUCAGGGUGGGGCGUCUCGCUCAGGGACGACUCGACACUCAGCUAGGAGGAGCCGGGGAUCGAACCAGCAACCUUCCGGUCACCAGCCAACCUGCUCUACCUCCUGAGCUACUGCCGCCGACUUUAUAACGACUAGUUCCCUAAAAGUUCAUGGCCUUGUCUUUACCUUAUUCAGGUUUCACAGCCAGUCAUUGGAUUUGUUUGUUUUAGAAGGGGAAGACUAUUGGUGGACACAAAUUGAUCUGUCAUUAACAAGCCAUACUUAUCAUUAACGUUGCAAUAUUCUUCCAGGAUUGAUGAGAGCCAAAGUAGAAUUUCCACACUGCUGUAUCCAUUUAUCAAUUAGUAUGUAUGAAAUGUUAUCAAUAUACGAUGGGCAUUGUAUAAUUGUCACUGCAAGUUUAUACAUCAUACACACGCAAUACAAAAAAAGUGUCUAAAUACAGUUGGGCUUAAGAUGAUGAAUGAUGUACAAUUGAAUUGUGGGUACUCCACCACCCAGAAUGGAUUCCACUGCACCCGGGGCAGGGGUACAGUCAGUGUGUUUCAGGUCCAGUGGAGUUUGUCUUGUUUUAAACCCACACUUAUAGCGGGGGCGCUCUAAACUGACUACCACCAGCGGUAGUGGGCAUAGGCUCUGUUGGAUUCUGCCAUCUUGUGUAGCUCGUGUUUCUUCUUAAUUACGUUGCCCUCCUUCACAAAGGCCGCCAGAAGUUCCUGGGAAAGUUUUUCAUAGAGAUGCGUGCGCCUGUGUCUGUUCUCCCUGCACUCUGUGAUAAUCCACUUCAUAGCCAGGAAGCGCCGGCGAUUGUCAGUAAGAGGGAUGGGAACCUGGAUGGGUACAAUUCAAAACAUUUAGGUUAUUGGCACACUCCUGCUUGGUGAUGGUACCUAAUAUCUGACUGCAUUCAAAACCAGUUA